Messenger RNA from Blepharisma stoltei, 2120 nucleotides. The record is from the annotation of a GenBank genome assembly. Lineage: Eukaryota; Ciliophora; Heterotrichea; Heterotrichida; Blepharismidae.
AUGGCAAAAGCUCGGCAUUUACAGCAAGAAAUUGACAAAAAGCUUAAAAGCGUAGAAGAAGGCGUCGAAAUUUUCAACUCCACUCUCAAAAAAAUUCAAUCCGCAGUAAAUCAAACUCAAAAAGAGCGAUAUGAAUCAGAAUUGAAAAAAGAAAUCAAAAAACUCCAAAGGGUACGUGAAAGUUUGCGAGCGUAUCAGACAAAUCCAGAAAUCAGAGAUUAGAUUAGAUUAAGCCGUUUGCCUUACAGGGCCGGGGAUUCGCACCCCUACACGCUCAUCGCCCCUGAGGAGCCUCGGCGGACACCCUCCUUGUUGCCUCAAACAAGGGAUUCGCACAACCAGUCUUGACUUCCAUGGCUUCUGGAGUCUAAGGGCCAACCACCUGGAUCGAAACUCCCAGUUUCUCGUUGGGCAAAUACCGUCUUCAGGGUCUGAGGGUCAUAUUGCCCUCAAAACAUUGGUCGACCUUGCCCUUUCCAAUGGUUGUCCUGGAGGAAAAACUUCAAGUCCGAGAAUUAGCUCCUCGGGCUCGAAGAAAACCCAGCCCGACUAUGCAUAAAGGAUUACCGGCCCCUUUCCACCUAAAUCUCUGACACUGGGCCGUUGCCUGCUGAUGUUGAAGAAAUAGGGUCGAGAGGUCAGGUGGUCUGUCGUCACCAUUUUUAUGUAUAGAAAUCAGAGAUAAAAACCAGAUAACAGAUGCUAGGAAAACUAUAGAAGACCUUAUGGCGACUUUUAAAAAUUGCGAAAGAGAAAAUAAGACUAAAGCAUUUUCUAAAACUGGAUUAUCUGCUGCUCCUAAAGUAGAUCCAAGAGAAGAAGAGAGGGAGUCUGCAAGAGAAUGAAUAAAAUCAGUUUUAUAUAAAAUGGUUAGUUAUUAAUUUCAAAAAAACACUAUUUUAAUUAUAGAAAACUAAUUUAAUUAAGACAAUAUAAUAAGGAACUUAAUUUAAAAAUCAAUUUUUUUAUGACAAUAAAAAUAUAGCUUAAUUAAUUAAAAUAAUAAAAUCAGCACUUCAGCAACUUCAGGAGAGCAUAACUUCUAUAGAACUUGAGCUAGAUUCUUUUAAAAUCGCAAAAGGCAGAAAACCUGAUUCAAGCAGAAUUGAAGAAUUAUCAAAUCAUCUGCAGGCAUAUAGGUUCCAUUAUAGCAAGCUUGAAUUUGUACUAAGAGCGCUUGAAAAUGAUCAGCUGCCUAUGCACAAACUAUGAGAAUUGAAAGAUUUAUUUGAAGUUUUUAUUGAAAAUAUCAAUGAUAAAACCUAUGAUACCGAAAUGGAACAGAUAUAUGCUGAACUUGAAAUUGUUGGAGCUCCUGUGUCGCCAGCGCCCCAGAUAAUUGAAGAAGAGCCACAUGAAGCUCAGAAAAAACAGGCGCCACCUAAAAAGAUUGAGCCAAAGGUGAUGCCUCCACUUGUAAAGCAAGACUCAAAGCCACAAGAAUUACCUAACUUCCCUUAUAAUUUUUUUUUUCUAUUUAUAAAUAUUUUCUAUAUAUUUUUUUAAUAUAAAAAUAUUUUUUUCACUAUUUUUUAUUCAUAAAUAGUAAGAUUUCAGUAUGAAAUUCCAAAGACGCUUUACAAAAAAUAGCAGGCGACCAAAUCGAUAAAAUCCAAGAAACAAAAGAAGAGGAGCCAGAAGAAGCAAUAGAAACAGUACUUAAAAAUUAGGACACAUUUGACUACAAAGAUAUGGAAACCACAAAACGAGCUUUGCAAAAUGCAUUUAACUUCCAAAUUCGACCAGAAGACCGAACGCGAUCUAAGCUAGAAAUUGUAAAAUCUUCAUACCAAGGACAUCCCAGCUAUCCUAAAAGGCCUUUAUUUACGCAUCCUUCUCAGUAUAAAAAAUUAGAAGUGGAUUCUUUAUUCUUUAUUUUUUACCAUCAGCCAGGGACUUAUCAGCAGUUUUUGGCAGCAAAAGAGCUGAAAUCUAAAGAUUGGAUCUAUCAUAAGCGAUUUCAGACUUGGUUCCAGAGGUGUGGGGAGCCGAAAUUAGUGACAGAAGACCGAGAAAAAGGGAUGUAUACAUAUUUCGACUUCGAAAAUAGCUGGUCGCAGAAGAAAAAAGCUGAUUUCGAGUUUGAGUAUGCAAAUUUAGAAAAUGAGCUCCACUCUUAA